Vigna umbellata (rice bean) is the source of this 1611-nucleotide messenger RNA. Its product is annotated as NAC domain-containing protein 76. The record is from RefSeq and is a predicted model, not a curated record. Gene Ontology annotation, biological process: regulation of DNA-templated transcription. Lineage: Eukaryota; Viridiplantae; Streptophyta; Magnoliopsida; Fabales; Fabaceae. Gene Ontology annotation, molecular function: DNA binding.
UUGUGUGUUUCAAAAUGAAAAUUUUCAGAGAGAAGCAACGAGUUGGGUCUUCACUGGUUCCUUUAAUGUCAUUCCACUUAGUUAUCAGUUAAAGGAGUUAUGUUAAAUUGAGAGCUAAUAUUGUUUUUGAGAUAUAUAAUUGCAUACAAAACAAUAUCCAGAAGGUUUAUUCCAUUUUCCUUCUUUUUCUCUUUUUCUCUUUUUCAUUUUCUUCUUGGAACUAUGCCUAAUCCUUUCCAUGCACGUAACCCGAUGUCAGUUAAUUCUUUUCUGUUAAUUUUUCAAACGAAUCAAUGAAUAUCAGCAUACACAUUCCUAUCUUACUGCUGUUUCUAAGGAACUGUGUUGUAGCUAAUGUAUACACACAUGGUGAUAUGGCUACAGGGAACGAAGCAUGGACAGAAAAGAGUUGUUUUUUGUUACUGUUCUCAUAAUCUCUAAGCAGUUCAACAUCAUGGAAUAUGUAAAAGAGUCAAAACCCUGCAGACAGUACAAAAUGAUGCCAAGCAAUGGACAGUUAACAGUUCCUCCUGGCUUCAGGUUCCACCCUACCGAUGAAGAGCUUCUCUACUAUUACCUGAGGAAGAAAGUUUCUUAUGAAGCCAUUGACCUUGAUGUCAUAAGAGAAGUGGAUCUCAACAAACUUGAGCCUUGGGACCUCAAAGACAAAUGUAGGAUUGGGUCAGGGCCUCAGAAUGAGUGGUACUUCUUCAGCCACAAGGAUAAGAAAUACCCAACAGGAACAAGAACAAAUCGAGCAACUACAGCAGGUUUUUGGAAAGCAACUGGAAGAGACAAAUCCAUAUACCACACUAAUUCCAAGAGGAUUGGCAUGAGGAAAACCCUAGUUUUCUACACUGGUCGUGCUCCUCACGGCCAGAAGACUGAUUGGAUCAUGCAUGAGUAUCGCCUUGAUGAAGAUGAUGCGGAUGUUCAGCAGGAAGAUGGAUGGGUGGUAUGCAGGGUUUUCAAAAAGAAAAACCAAAAUCGAGGUUUCCAGCAAGAAAUUGAAGAAGAAGAGAACUUAACCCACAUGAGAACAAGUGGUCCUUGCCAUGUUCUGGAGCCAAAACAUCAUAUGCAAGGAGGAUUAUAUGACUACAACUUUGAUGGCACAAUGCAGCUUCCACAGUUGUUCAGUCCAGAAUCAGCUGUUGCACCAAGCAGUAGUUGCUUGGGCACAUCCAUGAAUGCCAUGGACAUCCUUGAGUGCUCUCAAAACUUGUUGAGGCUCACCACUAGUGGCUGUGGACUGAAUCUUAUGCAACAACAGGGAGAGAGGUUCAGUGGUGAUUGGUCAUUCUUGGACAAGCUACUAGCAUCUCACCAUGCCAUGGAUCAUCAGCAUCAUCCACAAAGCAAAUGUAACCCUCCCACUCACCAAGCUGCAACUUCUGUUGCCACUUCAGCUCAGAAAUUCCCAUUCCAUUAUCUUGGCUGUGACACCCAUGAUAUCAUGAAAUUUUCCAAGUAGGGUAUUUCAUUUCAUUCAUAUUGUCAUACUUAAUGUGAUGAGGUAAGAAAUAUUUGGUUCCUAAGUAUGUGUAAUAUGUAUCAUCUUGUUAGAUACUCAUUGAGAUUCCACUCAUUAAUUUAGUUAUUUCUUGAGUA